GAGUAAAAAACCAAACGAAAGAAUAAUGACAAACUUUGAGGUUAUGACAUUUUUACAACAGAAAAAAUCAAAUCGAAUAAAACCAAAAGGUCAAUUGGCAACAAUUAUUUAUGAAACAAUGCGAUAUUUAAAAUCAACAGAUUGUGUUUAUCAAUCAGAUGAAAGUAUAAAAAAUUUCUUAAAAGAUGUUAGUCAACUACCUUUACCGAAAAUGGAGAAAUUAACAUUAGUAAAUAUACCACCACGAAGUCCUAUAGACGUUCAAACGGUUAUACAAUUCAGUGAAGAUGUACUUACGGAUGAAGGAGUCGAUCAAUUAAUAUCAUGUGCAUCAUUACAUUUUCCUGAACCUCAACAAUCUGAAGAAAAUUCAGAAGAGGACGUUGAAGCACAAUAAUUAUAUAAUUAAUAUUAAUUUAUAAGACAUACAUGUUUACUGUGAUUUUAGUAACGUUUAAUUGUUUUUAUUCAAUAAAAAAGUUUACUGUA
Messenger RNA from Chrysoperla carnea, 489 nucleotides. RefSeq lists its product as uncharacterized. The record is from RefSeq and is a predicted model, not a curated record. Lineage: Eukaryota; Metazoa; Arthropoda; Insecta; Neuroptera; Chrysopidae. Gene Ontology annotation, molecular function: nucleotide binding. The transcript has a single exon. Bases 26 to 397 code for a protein of 123 amino acids. Gene Ontology annotation, biological process: transcription initiation at RNA polymerase III promoter. Gene Ontology annotation, cellular component: RNA polymerase III complex.